Molecule: messenger RNA, 2498 nt
Organism: Neogale vison (American mink)
Lineage: Eukaryota; Metazoa; Chordata; Mammalia; Carnivora; Mustelidae
Gene: SLC35F3
Product: solute carrier family 35 member F3
Exons: 7
Coding region: 1-1266 (421 amino acids)
Biological process (GO): thiamine transport
Cellular component (GO): membrane
Source: RefSeq, a predicted model, not a curated record
AUGAAGAAGCACUCGGCCCGGGUGGCCCCGCUCAGCGCCUGCAACAGUCCGGUCCUUACCCUCACCAAAGUGGAAGGGGAGGAGCGCCCCCGGGACUCCCCGGGCCCGGCGGAGGCCCAGGCACCGGCUGGGGCGGAUGCCAGCGGCCGAACGAGCCACCCCUGCUGGAGAUGCUCCCGGGCACAGCUCAAGAAGAUUUUCUGGGGCGUGGCGGUGGUGCUGUGCGUGUGUUCCUCCUGGGCGGGCUCCACGCAGCUUGCCAAGCUGACCUUCAGGAAGUUCGAUGCUCCCUUCACCUUGACGUGGUUUGCCACCAACUGGAACUUUCUGUUUUUCCCGUUGUAUUACGUGGGGCACGUCUGCAAGUCGGAGGAGAAGCAGUCUGUGAGGCAGAGAUACAGGGAAUGCUGUCGAUUUUUUGGAGACAAUGGCUUGACUUUGAAGGUGUUUUUUACCAAGGCAGCACCCUUUGGUGUUCUUUGGACACUCACAAACUACUUGUACUUACAUGCAAUAAAGAAAGUAAACACUACGGAUGUCUCCGUGUUGUUCUGCUGCAACAAAGCUUUUGUGUUCUUGCUCUCAUGGAUCGUUCUCAGGGACAGGUUCAUGGGAGUGAGGAUCGUGGCCGCCAUCCUCGCCAUUGCUGGGAUCGUGAUGAUGACCUACGCCGACGGCUUCCACAGCCACUCUGUCAUCGGCAUAGCGCUGGUGGUGGGCUCUGCGUCCAUGUCUGCCCUGUACAAGGUUCUGUUCAAGCUCCUCCUGGGCAGUGCUAAGUUCGGAGAAGCCGCCUUAUUUUUGUCCAUUUUGGGCGUGUUUAACAUCCUCUUCAUCACCUGUAUCCCCGUCAUCCUCUACUUCACCAAAGUGGAAUACUGGAGCUCGUUCCAUGACAUUCCAUGGGGGAACCUUUGUGGAUUUUCAGUCCUCUUGUUGACAUUCAAUAUUGUAUUAAAUUUUGGAAUCGCUGUUACGUAUCCCACUCUGAUGUCUGUUGGAAUCGUCCUCAGUGUACCUGUGAAUGCAGUGGUGGAUCACUACACCAGUAAGAUAGUCUUCAACGGGGUGCGGGUUAUCGCCAUCAUCAUCAUCGGCCUGGGCUUCCUCCUCCUGCUUCUGCCCGAGGAGUGGGACGUCUGGCUCAUCAAGCUUCUCACCCGCCUCAAAGUGAGGAAGAAGGAGGAGACGGCGGAGGGCGGCGCGGACCCGGGCUUGGGGCCUCAGAGCAAGAGCCGAAGGGCCCGGCCCUCCUUCGCGCGCUGACCGCGGCCCUGCAGGACUCUGCGGCGAUCGCUCACGCUCGGGUUAGGGCCUCGGAGGUCUGCUCCGGACGGGGGACCCUCGGUUGGGUAAGGUGUGUACAUACCUGUACAGUUCCGGUAACCUGCGGUAAGUUAUACGGUAUUUAUUGGCAUGUCCAAUUUGCUUGCACUUUUCCCACAUCAGACCUUUCACCUAAGGGUACCAGUUCCAAAUGGAAGAGAAGAGACGAGCCUCCAGCCCUUUCGAAAUGAAUGUCAAUGUCAGUGUUCGGGGGGACAAGAGGCAGGGCGCGUGUUUUGAAUCUUAGCAACUGCAAAUUACAUUGCACACUGUGAUUAUUUUCCAGCUAUGGUAGGGUCACAUUUUGUUUUAUACCAGAGCUGUACUCUUAAUUUUAAGGGAUUUCAAAUGAACCAAAAGACAACUGUAAGUCACUUUGUGUGGUUGGAGGAUGGAUGGAGGGAUGGAUGCGAAGAGAGGAAGCAGAAAGGUACAAACGGACUUCGGGACCCACCGGCGGUGGCUGACCUGGGGGUGGCAGGUGGAGGACAGGUCCCCGGCCAGGUUACAGAGAGGGAGGGAGGAGUCGGAGCCCCAGCUGGCCUGCUCUCACGUGAGUGUGUAAGAUCGUGCAAGAGAAAUUACAGUGCCUUCUACAGAAUUUUUGUCCUUACCUACGUGAAGCGAGGUGACAUUGUAAGUCACUGGCGCCGUCUUAUAAUUUAGAUGUACAAAAUCUUUAGAAACAAAACUAUGUGUGUGUACGUGUACAAAAACAACAGGCUGACGACCAGUGUAAGGGAACAUGGCUAGCGGUGUGCAUUGCACAUGUCAGAUGGACACGGCGAGACUGUGAACUGCUGGUUGCUUUUACUCCAUGACCAAGAUGGAAAAAUUAUCUACCGAAUCUGUAAACCUUUUUAUGAAACUUUUAAAGCACCAGGCUGUUUACUUACACAGUUUAGGUCUGCCAGAAAAUUCUAUCUGUGAUAGAUCUGUCAAGAGGGACGUGGGGGUUAGAGUUUACUAUUUUUGAAGUUUACAUUGUUACAUACGAAAUGGAAACCUUAUUUUGAAAUGUUGUCAUAACCCAGUGGUGCAUUCUGUGACCAUGGAGUCUUUCGUUUCCUAGGGGAAAGGGGCAUUCAUGACCUGAACUUUGUAGCAAAUUAUUAUUCUCAGUUUCCAUUACCUGUUUGGCCAAACAGAUUAAUAAACUAUUUAAAAAAGAA